AUCUUAAGAACAAGAAGAAGAAGAAAAGAAGUCAUGUCUUGCUCUGUGAGGAGUGGACUCCUGAUGGUGUUCUGUUUCAUUCUUCUGCUUUUGUCUUCCAAUGUUGGAUGUGCCGCUGCUCGUCGUUUAGGGUCUCAUAAGCAUCAUCACAAGGUUGCUUCUUUGGACGUUGUCAAUGGUGGAGAAAGGAGGCGAGCGUUGGGUGGAGUCGAGACAGGGGAAGAAGUAGUGGUCAUGGAUUAUCCUCAGCCUCAUCGUAAGCCACCCAUCCACAACGAGAAGUCUUAAUUACCCGAUCCAUAUAUGCUCCUCUCUAAAUAUAUCAUACUGUUAUAUGCAUAUGCAUUCACCAUGUUGGUGGUUGUAAUGACUCUUGUGCUAUCUAUAUAUAUUCAUGACCAACUUCUUUGUUCUCUAUUUCUCCUCGUAUGCAACAAACAAGGUGCAUACUAUUAAUUACUCUAUUUCUUAUGGAUGUGGUGUGGCAUAAACGAUCUUUUCAACA
Messenger RNA from Arabidopsis arenosa, 505 nucleotides. NCBI's taxonomy places the organism in Eukaryota, Viridiplantae, Streptophyta, Magnoliopsida, Brassicales, Brassicaceae. The record is from the annotation of a GenBank genome assembly.